This is a messenger RNA of Venturia canescens, 2137 nucleotides long. RefSeq names its product UDP-glucose pyrophosphorylase (gene UGP). Gene Ontology annotation, molecular function: UTP:glucose-1-phosphate uridylyltransferase activity. Bases 148 to 1677 code for a protein of 509 amino acids. The record is from RefSeq and is a predicted model, not a curated record. Gene Ontology annotation, biological process: UDP-alpha-D-glucose metabolic process; glycogen metabolic process. Gene Ontology annotation, cellular component: cytoplasm. Lineage: Eukaryota; Metazoa; Arthropoda; Insecta; Hymenoptera; Ichneumonidae. The transcript has 10 exons.
UUGAUGCGCAAGUUCACCUAAAACACAAACAAAAGUAUCUGCUUGACCUUUACAACAAUUUAGAGGUCAUAACUGUCUCAGAUCGUCGAUGUGCUUUCACGCCGAAUAAACUCCUCACAGAUAUUAAAAGUUGAAAUUUCUUCGAAAAUGCUUACCGUCGACAACAGAAGGGCCAAGGGCCACCAGCGCCAACCCUCGGACUCUCAAUCUUUUCGUGAAAAAACGAAACGCGAUGCUGAGAUCGAUCUCGCCUCGGAACUCAGUCGACUCGAGGCAACUGCCGAUCCUGAAAUUCGCGACACCGUCAAAGCCGAAUUCGAUGGAUUCACUAAAUUAUUCAAGAGGUUCCUCCAGGACCAGGGUCCCUCGGUCGAGUGGGAACGCAUCCAAAAACUGCCGGACACCGCGAUCCGAGAAUAUCAAUCGCUCGAGGAACCCUCCGCCGAAGCGGUCAAAACGAUGCUAAACAAACUGAUUGUCGUAAAACUCAACGGUGGACUUGGAACGAGUAUGGGCUGCCACGGGCCAAAAUCAGUCAUUACCGUUAGAAAUGAUUUCACAUUUUUGGAUCUAACGGUUCAGCAGAUCGAGUAUUUAAAUAGCACGUACAAAGCUGAUGUUCCACUGAUUCUGAUGAACUCUUUCAAUACCGAUGCCGAGACGAAACAAAUAAUUAGAAAAUACAAGGGAAUCGAUGUCAAAAUUCAUACGUUCAAUCAAAGUUGUUACCCACGAAUAAGCAGAGAGUCCUUCCUGCCGAUACCAAAAAAUUGCGACGUCGACGAGGAUCCAGAUGCAUGGUACCCGCCGGGACACGGAGACUUUUAUGAGAGUUUCAACAAUUGUGGGUUGUUGAAAAAGUUUAUCGAUGAGGGCCGCGAGUACUGUUUCAUUUCGAAUAUCGAUAACUUGGGAGCGACCGUUGAUCUGAAAAUAUUAAAUACGAUCAUGACUGCUCGUCAAUCCAGUCCUCUCGAGUUCGUUAUGGAAGUCACGGACAAAACGAAGGCUGAUGUUAAGGGUGGAACUCUCAUGCAAUACGAAAACAAACUGCGUCUUUUGGAAAUAGCGCAAGUCCCUAAGGAACACGUUGACGACUUCCAAUCUGUUAAAACAUUCAAAUUCUUCAACACGAACAACUUGUGGGUCAAAUUGGACGCCAUCCAACGAUUACUCCAAGAAAAAUCGUUGGAGUUGGAAAUAAUUGUAAAUCCGAAAACUUGCGAGAACGGUGCCAACGUUAUUCAACUGGAAACUGCGGUGGGAGCAGCCAUGAAACUUUUCGAUGGAAGUUUAGGAAUAAACGUACCACGAAGCAGAUUUUUGCCUGUCAAGAAAACGUCCGAUUUGUUGCUGGUUAUGAGUAAUUUAUACAAUCUGAAAUCUGGUUCGUUACUGAUGAGUCCUAAUCGAAUGUUCCCAACAACUCCUCUCAUCAAACUGGGCGAAAAUCAUUUUUCAAAGGUGGAAGAUUUUCUGCGACGUUUCGGAACGAUCCCGGAUGUGCUUGAGCUCGAUCAUUUAACGGUGUCAGGUGAUGUUACGUUUGGGCGUGGUGUAUCACUCAAGGGUACGGUUAUCAUAAUUGCAAACCACGGAGACCGUAUAGAUCUCCCAUCGGGAAGUACAUUGGAAAAUAAAAUCGUAUCCGGAAAUUUGCGUAUACUGAGCCACUAGAGAAACAUCACUGAGUGUAAAAAAAGCAAAAAACAUCAAGUACCCGAAACAUAAACCCGUUUUAUAUUGGCUUUAUCGUGCCGAAAACUGUAUCGGUAGAUAACGAAACACCAGAAUCAAGAUUGUAAAUGCGCCCGCUACAUUUAAUUUUAAGCAACAUUUUCAAUGUUUCGUCAUUAUCAAUAAGCUCUACAGUAAUCGAGCAAAAUUUUGUAAUCGAUCGAUCGAAAUCAUGAACGUGUGACAUAAGACAAAUUUAACAAGGCUUUUCGAAUUUUGCACAUGGUGUUUUUAAUCAUUGAAUCGUCACGUCGCGCAAACAAAAAUAUGUAUUUGCAAUAUCUAUUUAAAAAAAAAUUCGUUGUAUUAAAUCAGUAGAAAUAAGCCAUUGUCAAAUUGGAUAUGACCUCGUACAAUGAUGUUUCUAUAUUUUUUUGUAGAUUAAACAAUUAUCAAGAUA